CCCAUCGGCCGUGUACUGUAUCGUCUGUAUCCACUCAACACUUCUCAGUUGUGUUUCUGCCUUCUGGCUCUUUCUUCUUCUUUGCUUUUCUCUUCAAAUUUACCAUUUGAACAAAACUAAAGAACAUUGCUCAAGCACUUUUUUUCAAUUUUUAUUUUAUUUAAUAAUAAAAAAAAAUCUUUCUGCGAUUUUACGCGUGUUAAGUCAUAGGCUUUAGCCCUAAGGCUUUUUCUACCAGUAAAACACAUUUUAUUUUCCCGACUUUUAUACAACAUAUCAACAGAACAUCAUGACAUUCCCUACUGCUGUGAAAAAAUCUGGACCUCUUACAAUCUCCAAAACUGGAUCAGGAUCAAAAACUUUAGCACCAGGAUCUCCUAAAUCACCUGGUUCUCCUCAGAUAUUACCUGGAUCUUCUAAAGCACCGUUGGCUAGUAAAGCUCCUGAAAAGAUCAAUGCUGGGUCUUCUGUGAAAAAACCAUCUGUUCCUUUGAAAAGUUCAACUAUUAAGAAUGUUACUAAACCUGUUGUUAAUGCUAAAUUAGAAGCUGAAAAAACUUUACCUUCUGCUGCCAAAGGAGUGAUAAAAUCAGUGACUAAACCUCCUCCACUUAAUAUCAAAGUAACAGAUGCUAAAGGAUUGCCAUCACCUAAAACUCCAACAAAAUCAUCAAUAAAAUCUCAAGUGUUGACUAAAUCUCCUUUGACAACUAAGCCUGCAUUAGUUUCUAAAUCAACUUCAGUUUCAACUGGAAUUGUUAGAUCACCAUCGAUUACUAAAUCAUCUCAAGUAUCUGUUACAUCACCAAUGACUAAAUCUUCUCAAGUGACCACUGGAGUUAAGUCUUCAACUACAUCUCCUCUCCCAGGUAAAUCAACUUUAACACCAAAAUCAGUUGCUGUGUCUUCUCCAGUAACAAAAUCUCCUCCGGUAGUAUCUAAAACUUCAUUAACAAAUUCUACAGUUCCAAAAUCACCAACAGGGAUCACUAAUCCUUCAACGCUUACUCUUAAGUCUGUAGCAUCUACAAAAAAUAAAGAGAACUUAACAUCAUUAAAAUCAAAAGAUCAAGCUACUGUUGCAAAACCUACCACUCCAGUUAAAAAAGCAGCUAUACUACCUGUGAAGGGUUCUGUAGGUGUUAAAAGUCCAACUAUACCAACAAACAAACCACCAGUAAUAUCAAAAAGCUUAUCUACAGCUUCUAGUCUAAAAUCAAGUUCUUUGAAGACACCUACUUCUCCAUUAAAAUUAUUAACCAAAGAACCACCUAGCACUGCGAAGAUAUCUGCUUUAAAGUCAACUAACAAAUCCAGUGUGGUUUCUAAAUCUAAUCCAACAUCUUCAAAAGCAAUUGUUAAUAAAGAAUCUAGUUCUUUAUCAUUAAUAUCUGUAAAGUCCUCUUCGACAAUUAAGUCAACUACUUCAGCAGUAUCCAAAACUUCAACUUUGAAAGCUAAUGUUACUCCAUUGUCAUCAUCAUCUGUUACUAAGAAUUUGGUUCCUAAGUCACCAGUAGCAAAAACUAAGCCAUUAACAGCUGUAAAAAUUCCAUCGUCACCUACAGUAAAAACUCCGGUAUCAUCAAUUGUAAAAACUCCAUCGUCGCCAAUUGUUAAAACAUCAUUGUCGAUAGCUGCAAAAAUUAAAACUCCAUCGCCAUCAGUGAAAGCUAGAACUUCUUCCCUAUCCUUGGUGAAACCACCUUUGUCUCCUGCAGUAAAAAAAAUGGUACCAACCAAAUUGAUAUUAAGCCCUGGACCAUCUAAAAGCAAGUCUCUUUCAUCUUCUAGACUCAAUUCAGUUUCCACUGAAAGUUUGGCUUCAAGGACAUCUUUGAAAUCUCCCAUGACUCCUAGAUCCACCAAAGUGGUUACAAAAAGUCCUUCAAAAAUAAUUAAGAAAACUGAGGAACCAAAAGCCAAAGGUAUUCGUGGUGGACAACCAAUUAAGAAGACCAUAGAAAUUCCAGGAAUAACUGAAUUACCUUCUAAUCUAGUUUCAAACCAACAAGAAACUCUUCAGUUUGAUUUUGUAUUAGAAAAUGUUGAAAGUGUUUUGAAAGAAGAAAAUGAUUCUACAAUCCCUCAAACACCAGAUCAGGAUACAACAUUAGACCUUGAGAAAUUAGAAACUGACAAAAUUGUUGAAAAUAUUAAUGAUGACCAAGAAAUACCUAACGAUUUUGUCAAUGAAGAAAGUGCACUUUCAAAUAUAACAAAUGCUCAAAAUGUUAGUUUAUCACCAGAGAUUAAUGAACAUAAUUUAGAAACUAUUGAAGAAGACUCAAUAGAACCUUCAAUACCAUCGCUUAAUGAACAGAAACAAGAAGACAUUUGUAUUUUAUCAGACUUUGAAGUUGUGAAAAAGGAUGAAUGUGUACCGAGUUUAAAUAGUAUUUCUCAAUCUGUUAAUAAUUGUAGUAUUGCUUUUGAUGAUAAUUAUUUCAAUACCAAAAAUGAAAAUGUUUUUAUAAAACAGUUGGACGAAACACAAUCGUGCAUUAUAGACAUAGAUGAUCACUUUGAACCUAUGAAUGACAAAUUAGUUUUAGGAGACGUGCCAUUUGAAACCGAUUCUAGUCAAGAAGAUAUUUCUGAUAAUGAACAAACUGUUCUAAAAGAAGUAGUCGAAAUUGAAAACUGUGAUGCAGAGCGAAAUGACUGUGUUGAUGAUGUAUUUAUAUUCACAGACGAUUUAUUAAUUAAUAAUUAUGAUAGUGUUGAUAGUACUGAAAGUUUCAUUCAUCAAUUUAUGCCAAAGUCAAUCAAACGCUCUGAAGGUUCAUCAUCGAUUAGUACAGAUGAUGGAAGUCUUCUAAGUCGUAAAUCUUAUUCAGAAGCUGUUUCAGGAUCACCUAAAGAUGGAGAAUAUUAUUUUGAUUAUGAUUUUGAAAUUGUUGAUGAUUGUUUGGACUAUGAUGACGAGGGACGAUCAGUAUUUGUUGAAGUGACAGAAAAAGAAUUUCCAGAACUAAAACCAAAAGAUUUAUCUGGUAAAAGAAGAAGAAACAAAAAACAAAAGAAAAGGAAUUAUAGUAACAGAACAGAAUCUCAAUCUGAUUCAAACACUGAAAUUAAUUACAACCCAGAAGAUUUUGAUGGAAAUGAAUUUUGUCGUUAUAUCAAAAUGAUGAAAGAUUGUUCGUUUUAUCCAAACGGAUUAUUUUCAUCAGAUUCAGUCAAAUUAUCUACUUCAUCAUCCCUAUCAUGGUUAGAUAUAUCUAUCCGUACAACUGAUGAUGACUUAGCGCCUUCUACAGAAAACUUAAGUACCUAUGAAGUUUUCCAAGCAAGUAAUUUGAAUAAAGAAUUCUUAACGUCAAUAAUUGGUUCCAAUGAAUCAACUCCCACAAAUGAAACUACCUGGUUUUGGAAAUCUAUUGAGGGUAAACAUCAACCCCACAAUAAAGCCAAUAUAACGCUUAGUCUUCAACCAAGACCUAAACAUUUAACUACACCUCGUUUCAUGAUUCUUUUGGCACUCAUCAGUGAGGCUAAAGGUUAUGAAAUUAAACCAUCAUUGUCUGAAAACUUUGUCACAAAAGAUUGUAUGUCCAGAUUUGAUGAAAAAAUUGGACGGCUGAUGGUUCAAGGAUUUUGGCUUAUAGGCCGUUUAAUAAAAGAAAGUUUGUCCGAGGACGAAGAAGUGAAUUGUGAAAAUCCAUUUGAGUUUGUAGAUGGUGACAUUGGUUUAUGGUGGGCAGGAAUUAAUAUGUUGGAUUGGCAAGAACACUUAAAAGAAUGCGGUACUCAAAAUAAAGACUUGCCAAACUGCUACCAGUUUGUUGUUGAAAACAUGGGUAUGAGUGGUAUGACUAGACGCAAUACAGCUGAAGCCCAAUUAGUCAUGAAUGCUAUACCCGAUGAUUUUAUGAGCGAACUUGACAUGGAAAAUUUCAUUCACACUGUGCGUAAUGUCAAGUAUUAUAGUGGCAAUUGUUUUGUGGACAGUCAAGAGAAUUUAGAAGUACAAAAUGAAGUCUUUGAAGAGGAUGAUGAAGAUCUUAUAGAAUGGGAAAAAAACUCUGUUGAAAAAAUUUAAAUAGGUACUUGGUAUUUUUAUCUAUUGUUAAGAUUUAAAAUAUUUAUAUAAAUUCAGUAUUAAAUUUAAAAUAUUUAGCAAGAUAAAUAACAAUAUAAAUAUAAUGACUAGAAAUAUUAAAUUUUUAUGUUUUAACAUAAAUUCAAUAAUUUAACAUA
Molecule: messenger RNA, 4203 nt
Organism: Rhopalosiphum padi (bird cherry-oat aphid)
Lineage: Eukaryota; Metazoa; Arthropoda; Insecta; Hemiptera; Aphididae
Exons: 3
Coding region: 290-4045 (1251 amino acids)
Biological process (GO): cortical microtubule organization
Cellular component (GO): cortical microtubule
Source: RefSeq, a predicted model, not a curated record